This is a messenger RNA of Synchiropus splendidus (mandarinfish), 3175 nucleotides long. Its product is annotated as endophilin-B2-like. The record is from RefSeq and is a predicted model, not a curated record. The transcript has 12 exons. Gene Ontology annotation, cellular component: membrane; cytoplasm. Gene Ontology annotation, molecular function: protein binding. Lineage: Eukaryota; Metazoa; Chordata; Actinopteri; Syngnathiformes; Callionymidae. The coding region runs from base 584 to 1741 and encodes 385 amino acids. Gene Ontology annotation, biological process: membrane organization.
AAACGCUUUCAUCUUAUGGCGGUGUUUGCGCUUAAAACCCUCGUAUUAGAUGCAUUACAAUCUGGAAUACUUUGACACCGUGAUUUAAGGAGUAAACUGAACUUUUUAUAUUUAAUACUAUUACAUUAUUAUGAGUGUGUAUAAAUCUGGGCAGCAGCAAAACAAUGUAUAUACAUAUGGAAGGUCUUUCGCAUUUUUCGGAUCAUCCACCGCCUCAAAAUACGAUGACGUACUUAAUAGAAGUGCAUAUUGUUUUGAAGGGGCAGUGAAUUAUAAGAAGCGGUUUGUGGUCAGGAGUGAGAGAUUAACUGCAGUUGGGUCGACUGGAAUCAAAGUAUCAUAUUAAUUCCGGGGGAUUAUGUACAGCCAUAUCAAUGAAUGGUGUUUCAGAAUCAUGAAUUAUAUAUAUUUUUUUAAAUGCGUGUCCGUUAAUUAUUUCAAACUACCAGGACGUUGUUUGGGCAGAGAAUGACGUAAGGCAUCAGCGCGAGUCACGUGACUGGCGCGCGCGUCACAGCGUCGCGCCUCAGUGCUGUCAGUGGACUCUCCGGUGGAAAAGGAUUCUUCUGACUUCAAACUGACGAUGGACUUCAACGUGAAGAAGCUCGCGUUCGGCGCCGGGACGCUCUUCACCCGCGCCGUCCAGUUCACAGAGGAAAAGCUGGGCCAGGCAGAGAAGACCGAGUUGGAUGCCCACUACGAGACCCUGAUGAGCCGUGCGGACGCCACCAAACACUGGACUGACAAAAUCUACAGACAGACUGAGGUCCUUCUGCAGCCAAACCCAAGCGCACGGAUUGAGGAGUUCCUCUAUGAGAAGUUGGACUGGAAGGCUCCGUCCAGAAUCACAAAUGGAGAACUGCUGGGUCAGUACAUGGUGGGAGCGGCCAAGGAGUUUGGUGCUGAAACUCCCUAUGGCAACAGUCUGAUGAUGGUGGGUGACUGUGAGAGAAGACUAGGAGCCGCUGAGAGAGAGUUCAUCCAGACAUCCGCCAUCAGCUUUCUCACGCCCCUGAGGAACUUCCUGGAGGGAGACUGGCGCUCUAUCACGAAAGAGAGGCGUCUAUUAGAGAAUCUCCGCCUGGACCUGGAUGCUUGCAAGGCUCGUCUGAAGAGGGCCAAGUCGGCCGAGGCCAAAGCUGCGGCUGUUCCUGAUUUUAAAGAGACCAGGCCACGCAACUAUGUCCUGUCAGCGAGUGCGUCGGCGCUGUGGAGCGAGGAAGUUGAGAAGGCGGAGCAGGAGCUGCGACUGGCCCAAACAGAGUUCGACAGACAGGCGGAGGUCACGCGGCUCGUGCUGGAGGGCAUCAGCAGCACGCAUGUGAACCACUUGCGCUGCCUGUAUGAGUUUGUGGAGGCCCAAGCAGUGUAUUACCACCACUGUCACUUCCACAUGCAGGAGCUGCAGAAAGAGCUGGCAAGCUCCAAUGAAGAUGUCCUCCCCAAUGCCUUCGCGCUGCACUCCACCUUCGCCGUGGGGACGGCUUCCGAAGGCCUCCUCGGCAGCCCGGCCGACCCCGACACCCUGAAGAUCGAGGAAGUGCAGGCUCCAGCUUCAGGCACCCGUAAGGCCAAAGUCCUUUAUGAUUAUGACGCAGCUGACUCGAGUGAGCUUUCCCUUCUGGCUGAUGAGCUCAUCACGGUCUUCACCGUGCCAGGUAUGGACUGUGACUGGCUGAUCGGAGAGCGUGGCAACCUGCGAGGAAAAGUGCCUGUCACAUACCUGGAGUUCCUGAGCUAGAGAGCCCACGCACGCACGCACGCACGCACACACACACACGCACUCACACACACACACACACACACACACACACUCACACACACACACGCACACACACACACGCACUCACACACACACACACACAAACACACCCACUCACACACACACACUCACACACACACACACUCACACACACACACACCCACUCACACACAAACACACCCACUCACACACACACACUCACACACACACACACUCACACACACACACACCCACUCACACACACCCACUCACACACAAACACACCCACUCACACACACACACACCCACUCACACACAAACACACCCACUCACACACACCCACUCACACACAAACACACCCACUCACACACACACACUCACACACACACGCACUCACACACUCACACACACACGCACUCACACUCACACACUCACACACACACACACACACACACACACACACGCACUCGAGCUAGUGUGUCGUAACCAAAAGCCAUAAGGAGCUGUUUUCAACCCACAUACUUUCACUGUUCCACUAACUCCCUGGAGUGGCCAUGCAUUCCUUCCAUGUUUACUGUGGGCCGAUAUGAAGAAGUGUUGAUGUCUUAUUUAUUUCCAUGCUGACGGAGGUUCAGCUGCGAUUGCGUCGCCUUCCUUGUCUCUUGGCCUCAGGGACUGACAACUAGGUUCCAAAGCUAACGUCAUGGCAACCGGAGAGUGUUGCUAGUUUACUGUCAGCUUCAGAUGAUGUGUAAACGACUCUCCUGAAAGCAGGAAGUGACGGUAUCACAGUUGUCCUGAAGGCCCCCUCAUCCUUCAGUGUUCACCGUUUCCUCUCAACUCUCCGUCAUGUGGACCUUAGAAGCGCCUUGGAGGACCUCCUAUUCAGUCCAGUUCUGACUCACCCUCACCUUCUCUGAUCCCACCGCUAUGAAGUACCAGGACCCAUCAUACUUUAGAAGAACGGCUCGCACGAGCACUGCCUUAAACACACACACCACCCGCUCCUCAAACUUGGUGUGGGCUUCCCAAAGCAGGAGCCUUGGCCUUCCGGACGUCCUGCUGCAUGCUGUCAACGUGCCUCCUCCCACGCAUGCUCCCCCUCUGACUCACGCCCAUCGAGACGGCGGUUUCCCAGAAGAAUUGGUCGGAUCAAUACCAUGAAUGGAGUUGUCAUUGCUUCCUGUCAAAUAACAGCAUGCAUCAGUGUGACCCAAGAAUUUGGAGGAAUGUAUCAUCUCAGCUUGUAGAAAGUCUUCUCCACCACCAGCGUCUCAUCCCAAGUCUGUUUGGACUUUUUGUGCUUUUCAGUUCCCUCUUUCGUGCCUCUAAAUGUCGGGACCGCUGUGAAUGAUGUUCCUGUCACUGUUGCCUGUUCUUCAGACUGUCUGGACUGACUCUGUGGGGAAUUCAUUAAACAAACUUUCUACAUUG